AUGAAGAGCAAACCGGUGAAACAUAAAACUAUAAACACAUUCCGUUUUGUACCGUUUGCGGAACGAAUAAAUUCAAUUGAUAUCCGACAUGCUGCUCUGUAUCACAUUGAACACAGCAAUUCACAACAACCUGGGGAGAAUGAUACGCAUUUCCAUUUGGCCAUACAAAAGUGGCACGCACUCAACUUGACAGAAAAUUUUAAAAAGUUUAAAAAGGAAGUUUUUGGUAUAAUCACAGUACCACAAUUAAUUCACAGAAAAGAUGAUGUUUUGGAUCUUCUGGAGAAAUAUUUAAAUUUAGAAGAUCCAUUGUGCCUUCAGCCAUUAUUAGAAAUUCUAGUGUCGGUUGCAAAAGAUUUAAGAAAUGAUUUCUAUCCACAUUUCCCAAAGUUCCUUGAUAUUCUCAUCAAAUUACUUAAUACUAAAGAUGCUGAAAAACUAGAAUGGGCACUUAUUUGUUUGGCUUUUUUGUUUAAAAUAUUAAAACCAUAUUUAAAGAAAGAUACUGGUGCUGUUGUAAGUAGGAUUGUCCCUCUUCUCAGUGAAAAUAAACCACAAUACAUCAACAAUUUUGCAGCAGAAAGUUUUGCAUUUGUUGCAAGAGAUAUAAGGGAUAAGAACAAGUUUAUUGAAACAUUACUUAAGUAUUUAAAGAAUAAUGAAGAUGCAGUUGCAGGUUGUGGUCACCUUCUAUUUGAAAUAAUUAGAGGAGUCGGAAAUAAAUUUCACAAUUGUAUUGACACAUAUUUACCCUUAUUAUUACAACAGUUGAAAGAAAAUAUAGAUUAUCAAAAUACUUUAUUCAAAGUACUUACUCAAACAGUGGAAGACAGUUUACAAGUAAUAUCACACAAGGAGUUUAAUUUUUUUUGGGAUAAUGUACUGAAAUAUACAGAGGAAAUAUCAAAGGAUGAUGGAAAUAAAGGAUUAGAAUAUAUACUAAGAUUAUCUGGACAAGUUAUUGAACAUUGCAGUGGGAAGUAUCUACUAAAUCCACAGCAGUACACACUUAUGUUAGUUAAAGUUAUUUGUGAACAAUCAUCUGAAUCAGUUCUUGAUGUUUGUGCUUCUAUAGGAGCUUUAUUACUGCUAUCUUCAAAUAUAACAUUAUCACAGGAACAUGCAGGCAUUCUUGUUAAAGUAUUACUUCCUUUACCAUUUCCAAACAUUUUAAUAAAUUUUGUGCAAAAUGUUACUACUUACUCCCAAUUUGAUAUGCACAUUUUACCACAUUACCUAAACUUUGUCAUCCAAUCAGACUUUGAUCUUGAAGCAAUGUCAACCUUAUCUAAAAUAUGUUUAACAAAGUCGCCAUUAUCCAAGAAUGGACUUAAACUUUUUGAAUGGGUGAAAUACCCACUAGACUUUGGAAAAGGCCUGCCAAUUGUUAUGGAACACUUUAGGAAAGUUGUGAAGGAAGAUUUGCAGAAUACAGUUGAGAAUCCAACUAAACUAAUGAAUGUCCUUUUCUGUUUACCACACAUAGAAAAAUUAGAUGUUGAUGAAUGCAUUAAAAUGCUAAGUGAGCUAAUAUCUAAGCUCUUAAAUACUUUAUCCCAGUACAACUUAGAACAUAAACAUGAAAUGAAAUUGCACUGUGAUACUUCUGCUUUAUCUAUAUGUGGUAGAAAAGUCAUGUUCAUAUUAGCAGCCACAUUGGAAUGUGCGAUUCAUAUAUCUGGUUGUAAAAGAAUAAACAAUAUAUGUGAUAUUGAGUCUUUAUUGCCGAUUAUAGUACCAUGUGCAGCAGAUCCAAACUAUCUUGUUGCAUUGCAUAUACUAGAUUUAUACUUAACAGCAUAUGACUAUGAAAACAAAUUGACUUGUACUUUUAUGUCUUUGGUUGAUUCGUAUUUGAGAAGCAAUGUGUCUUCUCCAUUUCAUAUUGUAAGAUUGCUGACCACGCACAUCUACAAGUUAUUUGAAAAUAUAGAAGAAUUGAACAAGACUGCACAAGUCGGUUCAGAAACUGAAAAGUUUUCUAUAUUUACAAAAUGUCACACAGUUGAGUCUAUAAAACCUUCAAUACAGGAAUAUAGAACUCAGAUUGCCACAUUACAAAAAAUGGCUUUUAAUACUACCCAAUAUGAACUUGCGAAAGGUACUGAUUUCCAUUUAUUUUCUUUAAAUUACAUGUUGGGUAUAUUAUACAUGAAUUUCAAAUUACUUUGGGAACCAGUAGUCGAAUUCAUAGCAGGGUUUGGAAAUGCUCUGAACAUUGAUGAAUUUUGGCCUGUUUUUUAUGAGGCCUUAGAAAAUUCUUUUGUGAAUGCUAAAUACAAUUUCAAAGUAUUUAAGUAUGAUGACGAGAUUGAUGGUAUGAAUGAAAUCUUAAAAGAUUUAUUUGCUGAAUACAAUAAUAUUGAUGAAAGACCCGAUUUCAGUAACUAUAGAAAUUUAAUGUUGAAGAUUAUGAACAAUAGUAUUCAUGUCUGUGAGGCACGCAAUAGGGAUGUGGUGACACUUUUCCUCAAAUUUAUUGAGGAAGAAUAUCGACGUAACAGUAAUGUUUUAAAAAUCGACGUCGAAAAACAUGAUACAACUCCAGUAACGGAAACCGAUAAUCAAGAUAUGGAAAUUGAUGUUAUUAAUCCUGACCAGAAUGCAGAUCUUGAUAUUCAAGAUGAUAGUGAACAAGACCCUGUUUCUGGCAAAAUAAUAUUUAAAACACUUAUUAAUAUCAUGCAAGUAUUGUCCCAGUUUAAAAACCCAAGAGCUCUCUAUAAGGAACCAGUGUUUUGGGAACUGUAUAUGGAAUUUUUAAAACAUAAAAAUUCCGGAUUACAAAAGUAUGCACUAGACUGUGUUUUAAAUUAUAAAAAUAAAAGUGUAGUUGCAUAUAAAACAAAUCUGCACAAUUUAGUUGAUGAAAAGAAAUUUAAGGACGAGCUGGCACAGUUUAAAAUUACGAAAGAUUCUGAAUCUAUUCAUGCAGAAGACAGAGAACAUGUAGUACCUAUAAUACUUAGAAUAUUGUAUGGAAAAAUGACCUCCAAACUAGGAGCAGACAAGAAAGGGGGUGGUCAAACCAGAAGAUCUUUAGUUAUGAGAUAUUUAAGCGGUUGUAAUGAAUCUGAACUAACAAUGUUUAUAGAAAUGGCGUUCACUUAUUUUAAAGAUUACAUGUGUAUGCAGCCUAAAGAAAUCAUGGUUACAUUUUCGGAUAAAAUUGAUCUUAAAUCUGUGACUAGUCCUGGAAAAAUUCACAGUAUUUUGAAUCUGUUUGACGUUGUAAGAGAAUACUUUGGAGGGAGCAUGAAUGAUAAUUUACUUUCUCAUCUUUUUAAAGUAUUUUAUGCGGCGUGUUCGCAUUUAGCUGCCAUCCUGGCACGAGUUGACAAGGUACAUGUCAGCUAUGUGAAAGUCAUGAAACAUCUUAGAGUGAUUGCUUUGUCUAUACUAGGAAAACUUUUUGAGCAAUUUGAUAGAUAUCCUUGGAGUAAAGAUGAGUUGUACGUUAUAUUUCAUGCCCUGAUCUGGCCUUUAUUGCCUCGUCUUCAUAUUGAAGGUAUUCACAAUCCAACAGCUUUACUAAAGCUAUUCAAUACAUGGUGUCUGAAUCCCCGGUAUUAUGUUUUACUUAUCACCUGCCCCGAAAAUAAUAAAGAACUGAGUACUUUACCUGAAAUGUUCAAGCUUUUACUGGCUCCAAAGAGCACUCCUGUCGUAGUUAACGCAAUUUUGGAUAUGGUUGAAAAAUUAUUAACUUUAACAGAAGACGAAGAAGAAAAAGAAAUACCACCCAUAGAAUCAUUCAACACAUUGGAAGUCAAAUGUGAAAUGGAUUUAAAUUUUGGAAGUAAAAUAUUAAUACCACAUUUAUCUGGCAUUCUGGAAGUGAUGAAGAGGCGUGUAGCCAAUUCUGCUAAAUCGAACACAGUAAAUAAAAGGGACUUGCUGAUCUUGUCACGUGUUACAGAAAUGGUCACAACACCCGAAAUGUGUGACGAUUUGUUGAAUUUACUUUUGCCCAUACUAGUAAAGAAAGUUUGUAUGAAUAUGGCUGAAGAAAAUAUGGAGCACGCUGUGACUACUAUUAUUAAUCUUUUAGGUCACAGCACAAAUCCUCAGCAGUAUAUUAAAAGUAUAGGUGUUCUGUUUAAUAAAGUUAGUUUAGUUGAAGUUCGGAAGCUCCUAAUCAAAUUGCUCUUCUCAAUGUCAGAGAAUUCAACAGCCAACAAAGAAACUUUGACAAAAAUAGCUGACGUUAUACGUGAAAUGAAUGCUUUCAAUAAGAGAUGGAUUGACCAACCUGAUUUCGACAGAAGAUUAGAUGCUUAUAAGAAAAUAUAUCAAAUGUUGGACGCUAAUGAGAUUGAUAUUGACCUCGCGAUUCUGAUUGUUAACAACUGUUUUUAUUCUAUACGGACAGAAAAAGAUAUAGGAUUACGUGAUAGUGCCGGUCUAUGUUUAAAAAGAAUACUUCCUAAAUUACUCAUGAAAUACAGAUCCACAUCUGAAGGUCAAUUUUUCGUUCGAGAUACGGUUUUAUCUUUGAUAUCAACUGGAAUUCGGGAUAAGAAGAACGAUGUAUUACGUAAUGAAAGUUUGACAAUACUCGGAGAAUUAACACGAGAAUGUCCCGAUGCUGACGUAGUUCUCUCCGACUUAGCACCGUUAGCAAACAAAGAAGACAUUGAGGUGGACUUCUUUGAGAAUAGCUGUCAUCUACAGCUACAUAGACGCGUGAGAGCGUUGCUCAAGUUUUGUAAAGUCGCCAGAAAGAUGAUUAAAUGCCCUACUCCUAGGACCCUAACUAACUUUAUACUACCAUUAGCAUCUAUGUAUAUUUGUGACGAUACAUAUUCAGAUAAAAACACACUUAUUGAUGCUUGCAUAGAAGUGAUAUCUACAUGUUGCAAAUUGUUACCCUGGUACCACUAUGAAGUUAUUCUCAAACUUUAUUUGAAUAAAAUGAGAUUUUCGACGGAACAUCAGAAGCAAUUAACGCGAAUACUUACAGGGGUUUUAGAUGCUUUUCAUUUUGAUUUUUCGAAAGUGAAAAAUAUCGUACUACCAAAAUCGUUAAUGGAUGGUAUAAAAAUUGACAAAAAUGUUAAGAAAAAAGAAGAAAUUAAAGUAAAUCCAGAAGUUUUAGAGGUUGAAAAUAUAAGUAAAGAUAUAAACACAGAAGGUAAUGAAGAGGAUGUCCAAAGUGAAAACGGCGGUGAAGAAGAAGAUCAUGAGGAUAAUGAGCCGGAGGCUGUAGCAGAAGCUAAAGAAUCUAAUAUUCCAGCUUUUGAGAGAGUGACAAAUGUAUCACCUUCCGUAGCUAGUAGAAUCAUUAAGUCAUUAUCAGCUGGAUUACUACCCCAACUUAAUCGAGCAAUUGGCAAGCUAACAGAACACGAAGAGUCGCAUAAAGUGAAUCGUCGUCGAACGGGCUUAGCGAGACAAGAGGAAGACAUGUUACGCGUACCUGUUGCGCUGGCACUUGUUAAGUUACUGCAGCGAUUGCCUGGGGAUAUGCUUAAACAUCAAUUACCUGGAAUUAUAAUUAAACUAUGCUCAUUCCUAAAAUCGCCCCUCAAGCAAGUGAGAAUCGCUGCUCGAGACAUUGUAAAAAAAAUUAUGAUAACCAUUGGGCCAAAGUACCUCGGUGUAUUACUUGAACAUUUGACUCUUCUACUGACGAGAGGUUUCCAAGUUCAUGUAUUAGUCGCAACAAUCCACACAGUUCUUGAUGCACUCAAAGCUGAUUUCAAAUCUGGUGACAUCAACGAAAACCUGAAGUAUAUCCUCGAUGUCUGCAUAAACGAUAUAUUCGGACAGCUCUCCGAAGAAAAGGAAAUCGAUAAACUGCAUUACAAAACACCUGAAGCUAAACCGAGCAAAAAGAGUUACGUGACCCUCAUGAUUGUGUCCCAAAAUAUCACCCAAGAGUGUCUGAUAAAACUCCUACUGCCGUUUAAGGAGGUUCUUCAAAAACACUACUCAAAGAAAGUAGUUCUCAAGGUCCAAGACGCUCUAAUGCAUAUUAGCAGCGGAUUGGUGACGAACAAAUUCAUUGAUAUCGAAUCACUUUUCGUAUUCCUUCACGGCAUCGCAUCAGAAAGUAUACCAGAAUUCGUAUUAACCGCUCCCAAAAGAGUGCUGACUGAGGCUCAGAAAGAAAGGAUCCUAAGAGCUAAACCGGACUGUUUUAUAAUACCAGAAAUUCCGAAAAGGAAUAAGGAGUCUCAAGCGCGGCACGUCAAAACGUCAACGAAGACGAACGCACACGUUCUCGUCGAAUUCAGUUUGAAUAUCCUAUACAUCAUUUUAAAGCGAGAAAAGGUGCCAAGGGUGGAUUGUAAGGCAUUCGUAGAUCCCCUAAUACCCCUGCUGGUAGAUGCCAUUCAGAGUGACCACGUGAAAGUAAUAACUGUGGCUCUUAAAUGUAUUGCGACCUUAUGGACUAUAAGAAUGAGUACGCCAACUUUGGAAGAUAUGGUGCAAACUGUAGUCAAAACGAUCUUUUCAAUUCUUCACAAAUAUGCAACAUUUGAGAUCAGCAAACAGAAUGAUAAUUAUCAUCUGGUUAGGACUGCGUUUAAGGCCGUAACCGUGCUCGUACGUAACGUAAAAUACUACACAUUAGAAGCUGACCAACUUAGAAUAUUGUUAUUAUACGCUGAAGGUGACUGUCAAAAUGAUGAGAGGCAGGCGAACUCAUUUUCACUACUAAAAGCAAUUUUGGAAGCGAAAUUAGUUUCGACAGAAUUGCAUGAAGUAAUGAAGGCAGUGUCGAAGAUAUGUAUUUUGAGCGAAUCUGCAAGAUCAAGAGAUGACGCUAGAGGAAUAUUUGUGACGUAUUUAACAAAUUACUCGCCUGGGAAACGAAUGGAGAAAUAUAUUCAGUUUUUCUUGAGCCAACUCAAUUAUGAAUUGCAACACGGUAGAGAGUCAUCUUUGAAGUUUUUGGAAAUGAUUAUUAAUAAGCUAGAUCGGGUAUUUCUUACAAAGAAUAGUGAAUUUAUAAUGGUAUCAUUAGGAGCUUGUAUGAUGAACGAUAGCUCGCCAGAUUGUCGGCAAAUGGCGGCGAAUUGUAUUGAGACUUUGUUAAAACGUGCCUCGUCUACGGAGAGGAAUAAGCUGUUCCAACUAGUAUUGCAGUUAUUUGAGGAUACACAGCCUAUACACUUCGAACUGGCCGCUCAACUUUGCAUACGUUUUGUGAACGUUGAGGGCGAAAACUUCAAAACACGUAUCGAGACAGUUCUUUCAAUACUUAGUGGGAAAAUUCUUCUCCUCAGCAAUGAUAUAACUGAGGGGCGCUUUGUAAAAGUCCGAUUGGACGACAACGGAAAAUCGGACGAGGACAAACAGAAAGAGAAAGACCACAGUCUCAUACAAAUACUUAAUUUAAUUGACUCCAUAUCGAUGAAUUGUCCCUCCAGUUUGGGAGAUCCAAAAUUUGUAUCCGAAUACGAUGAUAUAGGCCAAUAUUCACAAGUAUUACUCGCGUAUCCUCACGCUUGGGUCAGGUUGAGGGCGACGAAAAUUUUAGGCCAUAUUUUGAAUAAUAUAGACGUUGAGAGUUUUAAUGGUAAUAAUGAAAGAGGUUUUAUAUAUUGUGACACGGAGGAUGGUAUAAGAAGCCUUGUGUUGGAUUUGUGUGCGCAGUACACGCCCAAUGUGGGGAAGGAUAUGGCUGAUCAGGUGACAGAAGUAAUGUUCCAAAUACUAAAACUAGUACAUUCAUUACCGAGGUUUAGGCUAGCAAAUAAAAUUCAAACAGACGACUUGGAAAUUGACAAAAUAGCUAAAGUGAAUAUAAGAUGGAUUUUAUUUAAACUGCGAAGAGCUAUUAAUGCAGAAGUCGCUAAGGCACCAAUGUGUAUGAAUAUUAGAACUGCAAUCUUCACAAUGUGGCUCCACUUUAUUGGUCUCCUAGAAAGCGAAGAUUUAAACAAAGUGGUGGAUGUAAUUUUGCCUCCUAUAGUUCGGGAAGUCUCCACGGGAGAUGCGGCAACACCGGCGUCGGUCGCUAAGCAACUGGCGGGGAGAUUGGGGAAAAAGUUGAGACGAAAAAUUGGCGAGAUUGAAUAUGGAAAAUUAGCUGCUGAUGUGCAAACAAAAUUGAACAUAAAGCGAGCUGCGAGGAAAAAGAUCCUAUUACAAGAGAAAGUAUUGAACCCAGAAAAGGCAGCAAAGAGAAAACUUCAGUUGCGUGAAAAGAAAAAGCAAGCGAAACGGGUGAAAUUAGAUUCCUUACACGGAAAACGGUCUAAAGGAAGGAAACGUAAGGCAGAAGACAUAGAUAUUGAAGAUAAAUUACUUAUGGAGGAAUAA
Messenger RNA from Pieris macdunnoughi, 8274 nucleotides. Lineage: Eukaryota; Metazoa; Arthropoda; Insecta; Lepidoptera; Pieridae. The record is from the annotation of a GenBank genome assembly.